Messenger RNA from Sitodiplosis mosellana (orange wheat blossom midge), 3770 nucleotides. RefSeq names its product LIM domain-containing protein jub (gene jub). The transcript is spliced from 7 exons. Gene Ontology annotation, cellular component: nucleus; adherens junction; transcription regulator complex. Gene Ontology annotation, molecular function: transcription corepressor activity. The record is from RefSeq and is a predicted model, not a curated record. Gene Ontology annotation, biological process: cytoskeleton organization; negative regulation of hippo signaling; positive regulation of miRNA-mediated gene silencing. NCBI's taxonomy places the organism in Eukaryota, Metazoa, Arthropoda, Insecta, Diptera, Cecidomyiidae. The coding region runs from base 772 to 2820 and encodes 682 amino acids.
GAAACGUAAAUGUCAGAACGGUUGGUAUAGGCGAAUGCCACUCUGUUUGUCUCUUUCGUAUGGUGCUCUGUCGUGCAGCGAACAACAGCGAACGAAGAAAAAGAAGAAGAAGAGUACAGCAACAACACAAGAAAGUUAUAAGAUGCCAAUAGAGAAAAGAAUGCUGACCACCAAUUGUCAUUAUUACGUUAAGUCACAAUCACUGAAAAUCACAAACAAUUUUUUUUUUCGCUUAGAAUUUCAUUCCCAACAAAAUAGAUUGCCAACAAUAAGAGUAUGCUUUUAAGCAUAUUCACCACGACGAAACAAAAACAAUGUUUAGUUCUUUGAAAAGGUUGUGUUAAUUGUGUAAAAAAAAAGACAGAUAAAAAAGAACGUCUUGGUGAUUCUUUGUGGUGUCCUAUGUUAUGUAUAUAUCCUGAUGAACAUUCCUAAUCUGUGAUAAAUCGAUUUUCGUGCACGUUUUUUUCAUUCCUGUGAACUGUAUGGAACAUUUAUUGAAACAUUCAAGAAUAUUUUGUGUUGUAUAUUUUUUUUCCUGUAAAAAUUCCUUUGAAAUUUCGAUGAAUGUGCAAUUGUUUAUAAAAUGCCUUCGAGCUAAAAUUGUUUAGUUGUUUUUGUAUAAAAUUUCCGAAAAUGAUGUAAUAUUUUGUUUGAAUCAAGUAAUUAUUUGAAAAAAAGGACCUAAAGUGAAGAAUCGUUUUAAAAAUUUAUGUAUUUGUAAAAAAAGAAUAAUAUUGCACAUUGUAUUUUCACACGUGAAUCAAUAAAAUGGCAUCGCAUCACUCACAGUCACUAUCCGAUCCAAAUUACUUGCUUCGAAUGCAAAAUUUGCGAUUAAAUGAUGAUACCGCGAAUAAUGUAUUGCCAGUGUCACAUCGACGUACCAGUUCAUUGAAUGGUGCCGCUGAAAAUGAAAUCGGUUUGAAUAACAAAGCACCGGUUGCCAAUGCAAUUCGAAUGCCCCCAUCGGACGAUGACUACAAGCUAUAUGAUCAGAAUAAAUUUAUUACCGCAUCGAAAUUGACAGGGCCAAAAUUACAAUCGCCCAAACAUCAAGUGAAUGUGGCUAAAGGACCGACGGUUUAUCGUAAUAACGCAAGUCCAACGCAUUCGAUUUCACAGCAAUCAGUGUAUGAGAAUAUUGACUAUUACAAUCCGGCGAUUCCGGUGACACAACAGCCAUUACCGCCACCUCCGCCGGCUUAUAGCCACUAUGUGUCGAGUAUGAGUAAGCCAAGCAUCGGCUGCGGCACCUAUGAAGUCAUCGGAAAUAAAAUCCAAUCGAAUGGCAGCUCAUUGAACCGUUUCACUCACACGCCGCAGCCUGACGACAGUGAUCCGUCGCACAUUUAUGAAAAUUUGGGCAAUGUUUCCACUGCACCACGGGCUAAAUCCAAUAUUCCACCUCCACUACCGGCAAAGCCGAAACAGUCGAUGUACGCACAAAUCAGCGGAGAUACAUCAGGAACGUAUGUUCAGCCGCAGUCAAUAUUGCCACCAAGCUAUGCUAGACAGCCACAGUCUCCCACGCAUGUCGCAUCACCGAUAAAAACCUAUGGCAACGUUGAUACGGUUGGCGCGGUUAAAUUACAAUAUUCCAAUCCACGUGCCAAUAUUGCGAAUCAAUCGAUUUCCAGCUCAUUUGAACAUCAGAAACAUCCUUCGUAUUUAGCAAAAUUGCAAAACCAAGAGCCACUUCCACCAUUCCCUGGGACAAUGAAUGUAUCAAUGAAUCCGAACUACAUCGAAGAUCUAAAUGGCUCUGACUAUGUUUGCAUGACACGUUCUACGCCACAGUCGGUGUCAAAAUUGGCUUCGUUAAGUGCAGUUCCAACCGCGCAUCGAGCCUCUCCAAUAAACUCGACGGCAAUCAACCCGACCGCCAUGCAAUUAACUAGUAAAAAUCUACAAACUUUGCAACAAGAGCAAUUAAAUGCCAGCAACAGAUCGCAGUUGAAUCCAGUUGAAGCCGAAAAGGCCACAUCCAUUUCGCCAACGCCAUCACAACUUAGCAGCAAUUCCAAUAAACAAAAAGGUCUUCCGGCGAAACCAUUAUUGCCGUACAACGUGACACCCCGACCAGCCGGCAAAACGGAGGCCGAGCGAAAAAUUGAGGAACUCACUAGGCAAUUGGAAGAGGAAUUGGAACGCAACGAAGAGCAAGGCGAAUACUUUGGCAUUUGUCAUACUUGCGGCGAAAAAGUGACCGGCGCUGGAGCGGCCUGUCAAGCAAUGGGCAAUUUAUACCACACAAAUUGCUUCAUUUGUUGCUCGUGCGGUCGAGCACUGAGAGGAAAAGCAUUUUACAAUGUACACGGUCGCGUUUAUUGCGAAGAGGAUUACAUGUACUCCGGUUUUCAACAAACAGCAGAGAAGUGUGCCAUUUGUGGACAUUUGAUCAUGGAAAUGAUUCUGCAAGCGAUGGGUAAAUCAUAUCAUCCUGGUUGCUUCCGCUGCUGUGUGUGUAACGAAUGCCUGGAUGGCGUUCCCUUUACUGUUGAUGUGGACAAUAAGAUAUAUUGUGUGAACGACUAUCAUAGCAUGUUUGCACCGAAAUGUGCCAGCUGUGGCAAAGGAAUAACACCAGUUGAAGGUACUGAGGAAACGGUUCGUGUGGUGUCAAUGGACAAAGAUUUCCACGUUGACUGUUAUGUGUGUGAGGAUUGUGGUAUGCAGCUAACUGACGAGCCGGAAUCGAAGUGUUAUCCAUUUGAAGGUCACUUGAUGUGUCGAACAUGUCAUUUACAACGAAUUUCCAUGAAUCCGAUUAUGAGUCAAAAUGAACCCGUUUGCGCCACUUAUCAAUACAUGGGCUAAUUUUUAUACUAUUUUUAAAAUAAUUCGUGAAAAUAAUUCACGAACAAAUACUGAUCAGAGUCAGUAAAUCCAUGGCAACCGACAUUUUACUCUAUUGAAUGUAUUCGAUUUUGCAUUAUUUCCGAAUUUUAUACAGCUAAUUGUAUUGAAGUCUAACGAUAAAAAACCAAAUUUUACUACAUCCCCUUUUUUGAUAAAUCAUAUUCGUGAUCACAACUAAUGGCGCUACAAAAAGCGUAUGCUGCACAAUAUGAAUGAAUAAAUGCACAUGUCGACAAUCGCGAUGUUCUGAUGAUGAACCGGAAAUCGACUGUUUGAUAUGAGAACAAUUUUUUUUUCCAAACCAAUGCGAAUUUUUCAUACAUUAAUUCAAAAUUGACAAAUACACAAAGUUUAAUCGCCAACCUAACGAAAAUAACGCUUGAAAAUUUAAAGUCAAAACAAAAAUUUUAUGUUGAUAUUUACAAAAGAAACUGAAUUUUUAAUUUCAUUUCGAUCCUAAAAUUGCAUACGCUUCAAUUGAGUUGUCAAAUGGGAAGACAAGGAAUUGAAGCGAUUGAUUCGAGUGUCGAAGAUUAUGAUACUAAUUUUGCCUUUUAUUAAGUUAUAAGAUGUUCUUCAUUCGACGAGAGAAUUCAACAUGUGAGAUUGAUUUAUUGAUUGAUUCAGUGACUGUGUACAUUUCCCUAAGCAAUAGCAUCAGAAUCAUAGUGUAUCGUCCUGGCAAGACAAAGAAUAGAAAAUUUUGCUUCAGGCUAGUAGAUGCAAUAAUUUAGAUGCAAAGGGACUGAGAGGUGUGUAAUUUUAUAUUCAUUUUCAUGUUUUAGUUUGUAAUAUUUAUGCCACUUUAUUUACCGCAUAGCCAUUUUAUAUACAAUUUAAUACAUACCUAGCAAAUAAUUAAACAAAUUAUUGAACUUUUAAUCGAAAUAAAUGGGCAUGAAAUCGAA